CUUCCAUUCCUCCCUUCUUUCCUCAGCGUCCAAACGCAUGGAUCCUUCACAAGGCCACCCCAUCCAGGCCAUCGAACAUGCAAGAUUAACCAACUCCAUUGCGUUGGGCGUGAUCUCAAUCUGGGCAUACGACUACAUCGCCGCCCUCCCUCUCGAGGUGGAGUUGAUCUGGAAGUCAAACUGGGGCCUCGUCAAAUCCGUCUUCCUCCUCGCCCGAAUCGUCUUCCCGAUCCACGCAGCAUUUACUUCAGCGUACCUCCAUUCGCUCGAGUUGACUGCCAAGGAAUGCCACUCCUACUUUAUAGUAUCCACCGUCCUAGGCCUCUUCCACUCAUUCCUAGCCGAAGUGGUAAUAUACCUCCAAGUCUACGCCCUCUCGCAACGCAACAAGUGGAUGGGGAUCUUCCUGUUCGUUCAGUACAUCGGCUUCGCAGCAGCUUGCGCAACACUCCAAGGACUCUUCUUCAAGAGCAUGGAAUAUAUUACGCUACCGUACCAAGGCUUCCACUGCGUCCCGUUCAAACUGAACAACGACUACGCCGGGGCAACGUAUAACGUUGCGAUCGCCACUGAGAACUUGCUCGUCUUAAUCACGCUCUGGAUCGUCUGGCGCAAAUACCGCGAGAUGAAGAGCGCGGUGCUGAACGCUCUCUUGAGGGAUGGGUUGCUGUAUAUGUAUGGGAUCGUAUUGCUUUCUAUCGCGACUACGAUUAUUGCGUACAGAGCACCGGACACACUCAAAUUCGUUCUCGGCCAACCCAAAGGCGUAUUCAUCCACAUCCUCUUCACCCGCCUCGUCCUCCACCUCCGCAGCACAUCAGCCAAAGAAGUGGAUUAUGGAGUGAGCUCCGAAUCUAGGGGGACGAGUCUCACAGCCGUCGACUCGUCCAUCCAUUUUGCUUCGAGGUCGCGGUACAGGUUUGGUGAUACGAGUACGCGGUUUAACGACACUCGGAUGAGCGAGACUAUGGAGAUGGAGACGGGGAAUGUCCAUGGAGGGGUUGUAGAAGUUCAGGGAGGGAAGAAGGGGAUUGUUUUGUAA
Messenger RNA from Coprinopsis cinerea okayama7#130, 1042 nucleotides. RefSeq lists its product as hypothetical. The coding region runs from base 38 to 1042 and encodes 334 amino acids. The record is from RefSeq and is a predicted model, not a curated record. Lineage: Eukaryota; Fungi; Basidiomycota; Agaricomycetes; Agaricales; Psathyrellaceae. The transcript is spliced from 16 exons.